AUGCCUCUCCUCCUCCCACCCCUGCCCAGCACCUCGGCAGAUGUGAGCGACGAGGCGCUCUGCUCGUUGGAGCCCUCGACUCUCCUCCUCGAGGCGGAGCGACUGCAGAACAGCAUCCUGAAGCUCGAGGAGAGCAAUGCUGCUCUGCAGGAAUUUGUACAAGGCGGGGCAGAAGGAGAAGUAGGAGAGGUAGCUAGAGCAGGGGAGGGAGAGAGACCGACAAAGGAGGAAGAGAAGAUGUUUGAGGAGGUCAGGAGGGAGAAUGAAGAGGUGAUAGCCCGGCAGAAUUCACUUCUCGCACGGAUACAAGAACAGAUCGAGGCUCAGGGAGGCGCAGAGCUGGCACGCAACAGCGAUCCACACCUCGUCUUCGGUGCAGCUAGUGCUGGGCGCGAUGGAACAGGCGAGACUCGUAGCUAG
Messenger RNA from Microstroma glucosiphilum, 420 nucleotides. RefSeq lists its product as hypothetical. The record is from RefSeq and is a predicted model, not a curated record. Bases 1 to 420 code for a protein of 139 amino acids. The transcript has 2 exons. Lineage: Eukaryota; Fungi; Basidiomycota; Exobasidiomycetes; Microstromatales; Microstromataceae.